AUGCUUCGAUGCUCCUUGUGUAUAUCAUGGAAUUCUGACUGUGGGAAACUGUAUAUGAGACCUUUUCUCCCCGUACCACCACUCUGCGCCAAGUCGUUCUUUUCACAAUGGGGGCCACCGUGGGGUCGAAUUCAAGUAAAUGGCUGCCGAUGUAUGAGCCGUAGUGCGGAGGCUCAUGCAGACGCCCUUUCAUCAACUCCGGAGUCCACACCAGAACCAGUGAAAAAGGAACCAGUCACAUUCAAAGAUAUUGGCAUUCGAAGAUCAAUAUACAGGGCCCUUGAUGUCGUGUUUCCAGCCAUCAAGCAUCCAACAGAAACGCAACAGCAAUUCAUCCCGGCGAUUCUCAGUGGAAAAGAUGUUCUGCUCAAGGAUUCUACGGGUUCUGGAAAGUCUUUCGGCAUUUUGCUUGCUCUGUUGAACAAGCCUCGCUCCGAGUUUCCAGGCCUUCAGUCUACCAUUACCAACCCGUCAUCCAUCACGUCCCUCCUCCUCGUACCCCAUCGCGACCUCGCCUAUCAGUUUAUGCACUGGGUAGAUCAACUAACUGCAGCACCGGGCGUCACUUCCCCUCGUUAUGGUGGUGUGGUCGCCAAAGCCAUUGUCAGAGACAAGCAAAUCGAAAUGGCCACGCGCAUCUCCUCUUUACGUAGUGAUCCGCCUCACGUCCUUAUUGGGACGCCUCAGGCUCUGCUCGACGUGCACAACGAAGAUCCCGCAGCUCUUCAGCUGUCCAAUCUGUCGACCGUGGUCGUGGACGAAGUCGACUAUCUGAUAGAAACGGUCCCACUCAAAAGUGGCGGCAAAACCUUCUAUAAGGCCUUCCUAAAAGCCAAGAAGAAGAUCGACCGUCACCCAAGCCCCACACGUCAAUUAUUGGACAUCAUCUACGCCUCGAGGAAAAACAGAGCCGAGCAAGGACUUACAAGUACUCACGAAAAUUUACCGCAAUUAGUUAUGUCAAGCGCUACACUCAGGAAGCAUCUGGAUCUUUUCUUGUUCAAAGAAGGUCGAUGGCUUCGCAGGGAUCAACUAGUCAAGAUCAAGUGCUCAGACAAACAGCGAGUUUACGAUAUCGGCGCCAUAUCAUCGAUUUCUGGUGACAUACUGCAUUCUGUUCUCAUUGUUGCUGGGAAUGGAGAUAUUAAGAACAUGGCUGACGCAACAUCUCUUCCAUUGAUAUCCCCUGGAGAUGAGCCAGUCACACCCGAAGCUAUAUUUGACGAUCAAUCUCCUGCAAUCGAAUCCCAAUCGGAAAAAGUCGUUGAUUCACCAUCACCAUUCAAUCCGGAUGCCGUGGAGGCCAUUGCUACCGCCUUUGCAUUGGACGUUCCUUCUAUUGCGCUGCUCGUUUUACCGGCCUCGUCUCCCGUGCACCGUGCUGUCUAUGAGCUCAAACAGCUUGGGGUGAACGCGAAGGCACUCGACCUCACAGUAUCCGACAAAGGCCGUUUGCAUCUGCUUACCGGCGGGAAAACAGCGGAAGAAGCACCGACGUUGCUAGUGGCGACCCUUGCUAGCAUACGCGGAUUGGACUUGCCCUCUCUGACUCAUGUGUUUAUCCUUGGCAUUCCAGAAGGACCUAAGGUAAAUGGCCAGACCAUCGACGCCUACCUGCACAUUGCUGGUCGCGUCGGACGCUUUGGUAAAGGCGGAAGGGUCGUAACGGUCGUCGAGGCUCAGGAUCCCGACGGGAGCCAUGGUGUUGACGAUGAGGCGAAGAUGCGGCGAAUAUUCAGGGAGAUCAAAGUAAAGCCGGUGCGCUUUGAGCAUUUCGAUUAG
Molecule: messenger RNA, 1782 nt
Organism: Pleurotus ostreatus (oyster mushroom)
Lineage: Eukaryota; Fungi; Basidiomycota; Agaricomycetes; Agaricales; Pleurotaceae
Exons: 3
Coding region: 1-1782 (593 amino acids)
Molecular function (GO): ATP binding; nucleic acid binding
Source: RefSeq, a predicted model, not a curated record